AUGACAGCCAUCUGUUUAACUUCCACAGCAGAUGCAGAGGACCUCCACCUCAGGAUGGUGCUUGUUGGGAGAACAGGAGUUGGGAAGAGUGCAUCAGGAAACACCAUCUUGGGAAGAAAAGCCUUUAAAUCUACAUCCUCUUUUGCUUCAGUGACGUCAGAGUGUCAGAAGGAAACAGGAGAGGUGGAAGGACAGACGCUGGCUGUCGUCGAUACUCCGGGCCUGUUUGACAUCACUGUGUCUGAAGAGGAGGUGAAGAAACAGUUUGUUAGAUGCAUCUCCUUUGUUGCUCCUGGUCCUCACGUGUUCCUGAUCGUCGUCCAGAUUGGCAGAUUCACCAAAGAAGAACAAGAAACAGUGAAAAUCCUUCAGGAGAUAUUUGGAAAAGAAGCAGCAGAUUAUACUAUGGUGCUGUUCACACAUGGAGAUGAUGUGGACAAUGAAGCUAACAUAGACACAUUAAUAAAUGGAAAUCAGCGUCUGCAUGGCUUCAUCACUCAGUGUGGUGGAGGAUAUCAUGUUUUUAAGAACAGAAGUGAGGAUGUCUCUCAGGUCAGGGAGCUGCUGGAGAAGAUCAACACCAUGGUUCAGAGCAACGGAGGAAAAUGUUACACCAAUGAGAUGCUGCAGGAGGCUGAGAGAGCCCUCAGAGAAGAGACUGAAUGA
Molecule: messenger RNA, 666 nt
Organism: Pelmatolapia mariae (spotted tilapia)
Lineage: Eukaryota; Metazoa; Chordata; Actinopteri; Cichliformes; Cichlidae
Product: GTPase IMAP family member 7-like
Exons: 1
Coding region: 1-666 (221 amino acids)
Molecular function (GO): GTP binding
Source: RefSeq, a predicted model, not a curated record